Molecule: messenger RNA, 939 nt
Organism: Aphanomyces astaci
Lineage: Eukaryota; Oomycota; Saprolegniomycetes; Saprolegniales; Verrucalvaceae
Exons: 8
Coding region: 27-677 (216 amino acids)
Source: RefSeq, a predicted model, not a curated record
CUUGAAGUACUUCAGGCAAAGACAUCAUGGUAUUGCCGAAGAACAACAACGAGUACAAGAAGAAAGAGUACUGGGACUCGCGGUUUGAAAGCGAAGAAUCAUACGACUGGCUUGCCCGCUUCAAGGACGUAGCGUCGCUCAUUGAUCAAUAUGUGCAAAAGAACCAUCGCAUCCUCGUGGUUGGGUGUGGCAACUCGACGUUUAGCAUUGAUCUCUACGAAGCUGGGUACACCAACAUCAUAAACCUCGACUUUUCAAGUGUCGUGAUCGAACGAAUGAGUGCCAAGUACUCGACUUCCCAUCCUCUUAUGACUUGGGUCGUGGGAGACAUGCUCAAGCUGAACGAGUCGUUUCCACCGCACUCAUUCGAUGUCGUCAUUGACAAGGCGGCGAUGGAUGCGCUCAUGGUGGAAGGAGGCGACACUUGGUCCCCUGCCGACCACGUCUUGGCCAAUGCGGACGCCAUGUGCUCUGGCGUCCACAGCAUUCUCACCCAAUCAGGCACGUUUAUCCAGAUUUCGUUUGGCCAACCGCAUUUUCGCAAACGCUUCUUGCUGGGACACCCUCCAAAUGGCCCUGUGAGCACCGUGUAUCACUGGUCGUGCAGCCAUCACAACAUUGAUAUUGGGUUGGGCUACUACUUUUACGUGUUGCAAAAGGAUCUGCAGCACUUGUAAGCCGAAAAUGAACUGAACUUCCACCUUGGCUUGUUAUUCGAACUCGCGCAGCAUCUUCUCGAGCGAGUCCACGGCGCCAUGCUGGUCGUGCAGGACAGAUUGCGCAUGUACUAGCUCUUGACGCAGCGUUUGCAUGGCAAAGUACAGCGCCAAGAGGCCAAACAUGUAGAACAGCACCAGCCCAAACUCGACUUGAUGCUGCCAGUUCAACUUCGCCGAUGUAGUCGUCUACACAUAUACCAAUCAUCUUAGCAUGAAAACA